GCCUUCUCCCAUAAACCCUUCCUGAAACUCUCCCAGCCAAAAGCGCCCGUCGCUCUCUCCCCUCUCUCUCUCUCUGCGCACUGCCGCUGCUGGCUCUUCGUGCUGCUACUUUACGCCGUGUUUAAUGGGAUGCGCUCUGAUUCUAAAAUUGCCUGUGAAGAAUUUGCAUUCCCUCACAUUGUUCGUCUCUGGUCAUAUCACUGGAGCAGGAACAGCCAUCUUUUGGGUUUGUUUGCUUUGCAUUGUAAUAAUAGGAGAAACUAUAGCAGCCAGAAUUUAUUGGAAGAUAUUGAACCAACCAGCACAACGUGCACUGCUAUUAAUCAAAUUCCCAAUCAUCCUCCUGGAAGACAUUGCAGUCCUCCCAAAUUUUUCUCCGGUGAAGCGUAUUCUGUUCUUCAAUCAAGUGGUCUGCAACAUUGGUUCAAAAAUUGGCAAGAACAAAGAAGGCAUAAACUUACAGCAAGCACUUUUGGUGGGGCUGUUGGUUUUUGGCCCCGAAGAAGAGUCCAGCUGUGGCUAGAGAAACUUGGUGCAAUUGAGCCAUUCACAGGUAACCUAGCCACGUGUUGGAGCAAUAUUAAAGAAGAGGAAGCGCUCGAGAGAUAUAAACUGAUAACUGGAAAUGCUGUCUUGUUUCCUGAAUUUCAGGUCUAUGGUAGGAAGGAUCCAAAGGACAACUGGCUUGCAGCUUCACCGGAUGGAGCAAUUGACAGCCUUGUUUAUGGGUUGCCUUCCAGGGGAGUUCUGGAGAUAAAAUGUCCUUUUUUUAAUGGAGAUAUGAGGAGGGCUUCCCCUUGGUCACGUGUUCCCCUUUAUUGUAUGCCUCAAGCUCAGGGUUUAAUGGAAAUCAUGGACAGGGAUUGGAUGGAUUUCUAUGUUUGGACUCCUAAGGGAAGUAGUUUAUUUAGGUUAUACAGAGAUUCCGAAUAUUGGGAUGUUCUGAAAAUUGCAUUAUCUGACUUCUGGUGGAAGCAUGUUCAGCCAGCGAGGGACUUGUGCAAUAGUUGUGUUAUCAGUAAUCCCCUCACUCAAUUGAAAUCACUCAGGCCUGCACCAAGACAUGAAUUAUGUAAUUACAUCGUUUAUGAAAGCAAACGCCUAGUUUAUGGCUCCAAGUUGUUGGUGCGUGAAAUUCAUGGAAAACUGCAAAAUUGAUGCAAUUUGAUAAUUUAGUGGGUAAUUUUUUUUCUUGGGAUCAGAAUUCAGAAUUCAGAAUUCAUAGUAUAUGAAGAUGCUUUUGUAGAGAAUCAAGCAUGAGAGUCCUAGACUUCUAGUCUUUAAAUUAUGGUAACUGAAACUGUUGCAGUAAUACGUAACUGAAAAGGAAACUGAAAUAGUGAUCCUGGUCCCAAGAGAAAUCAGUUUCCACCAAGCGACAGUGCAGAAUUUUACCAUGAUAUGCAGGAGGUUAUGUACAAAAAGACAUGAUAUGAUAUAAAGGAAACAGUGAAGUCUAGAGUAGAUUGCAAUUUAUGAGCUGAGGCAUCAGCUGGACAUUGAAGAGUUGAGACGUUGAGUUCCCUUGAAAGUGAAAGUGUCAUUUGUGUUGAACUGGAAAGUCUUCUUGAAGAAAUUGCAUUCCCUCACAUUGUUCGUCUCUGGUCAUAUCAUUGGAGCUGGAACAGCCAUCUUUUGGGUUUGUUUGCUUUGCAUUGUAAUAAUAGAAGAAACUAUAGCAGCCAGAAUUUAUUGGAAGAUAUUGAACCAACCAGCACAACGUGCACUGCUAUUAAUCAAAUUCCCAAUCAUCCUCCUGGAAGACAUUGCAGUCCUCCCAAAUUUUUCUCCGGUGAAGCGUAUUCUGUUCUUCAAUCAAGUGGUCUGCAAAAUUGGUUCAAAAAUUGGCAAGAACAAAGAAGGCAUAAGCUUACAGCAAGCACUUUUGGUGGAGCUGUUGGUUUUUGGCCCCGAAGAAGAGUACAGCUGUGGCUAGAGAAACUUGGUGCAAUUGAGCCGUUCACUGGUAACCUAGCCACGCGUUGGAGCAAUAUUAAAGAAGAGGAAGCGCUCGAGAGAUAUAAACUGAUAACUGGAAAUGCUGUCUUGUUUCCUGAAUUUCAGGUCUAUGGUAGGAAGGAUCCAAAGGACAACUGGCUUGCAGCUUCACCGGAUGGAGCAAUUGACAGCCUUGUUUAUGGGUUGCCUUACAGGGGAGUUCUGGAGAUAAAAUGUCCUUGUGUCAAUGGAGAUAUGAAGAGGGCUUCCCCUUGGUCACGUGUUCCCCUUUAUUGUAUGCCUCAAGCUCAGGGUUUAAUGGAAAUCAUGGACAGGGAUUGGAUGGAUUUCUAUGUUUGGACUCCUAAGGGAAGUAGUUUAUUUAGGUUAUACAGAGAUUCCGAAUAUUGGGAUGUUCUGACAAUUGCAUUAUUUGACUUCUGGUGGAGGCAUGUUCAACCAGCGAGGGACUUGUGCAAUAGUUAUGUUAUCAGUAAUCCCCUCACUCAAUUGAGAUCACUCUGGCCUGCACCAAGACAUGAAUUAUGUAAUUACAUCAUUUAUGAAAGCAAACGCCUAGUUUAUGGCUCCAAGUUAUUGGUGCGUGAAAUUCAUGGAAAACUGCAAAAUUGAUGCAAUUUGAUAUUUUAGUGGGUAAUUUUUUUUCUUGGGAUCAGAAUUCAUAGUAUAUGAAGAUGCUUUUGUAGAGAAUCAAGCAUGAGAGUCCUAGACUUCUAGUCUUUAAAUUAUGGUAACUGAAACUGUUGCAGUAAUAUGUAACUGAAAAGGAAACUGAAAUAGUGAUCCUGGUCCCAAGAGAAAUCAGUUUCCACCAAGCGACAGUGCAGAAUUUCACCAUGAUAUGCAGGAGGUUAUGUACAAAAAGACAUGAUAUGAUAUACAGGAAACGGUGAAGUAUAGAGUAGAUUGCAAUUUAUGAGCUGACAUCAGCUGGACAAUGCUUCUAGUAAUGUUUUGUGUUUAGACUUUAGUGCUUACGUUAUCCUGCUGUUAUGCAACAUUUAAGAGCAAAAAAAUACAGCUUGUCACCUCUUAA
Molecule: messenger RNA, 2995 nt
Organism: Malania oleifera
Lineage: Eukaryota; Viridiplantae; Streptophyta; Magnoliopsida; Santalales; Ximeniaceae
Exons: 3
Coding region: 130-1158 (342 amino acids)
Source: RefSeq, a predicted model, not a curated record